Molecule: messenger RNA, 3126 nt
Organism: Melopsittacus undulatus (budgerigar)
Lineage: Eukaryota; Metazoa; Chordata; Aves; Psittaciformes; Psittaculidae
Gene: INTS11
Product: integrator complex subunit 11
Exons: 18
Coding region: 1260-3062 (600 amino acids)
Biological process (GO): snRNA processing
Cellular component (GO): nucleus
Molecular function (GO): RNA endonuclease activity
Source: RefSeq, a predicted model, not a curated record
ACACAUCACUCAGGGCUCGAUUUCCAAGGCUAAAUCAAAAGAGGGGUCAACUCCCCCGAUGUGUUAAGGAACAGCUUGUAAACAAGGUGAGCUCAGGGGGAGCAGAUGUGCUCAGACAUGGCUCCUGGAGCCUUGCUGCCACACAAGGGCCCAGCUAUUGGCAUCAAUGCACAGAAGCUGCUGCAGUUGCAGAGUCUGGCUUAAAGAAGAAUCAAACCCAGUCCUGCUGGAGAGCUGGACCCAGAGCAUCCUGAAGGUCUGUUCCACCCCGGACUGUUCUGUCCCAUCAGCACACUGCGUUUCUCUUCCUGCAGAGCCGCCCCAGCCACACACACACAAUCACACCUAAGCCCAGCAGGUGCCUGUUCUCUUACAAAGUGAGGCAUCCUGAAUAGCUUCACCAGCGAAAGGAAAGGGAAUGUGAUCCGGCCCAGCGACCCCGACCCCGCUCAAGCACCGCUUCCCCCCUGCUCCCGUCGCUCCCCAGCACCCUUAGGGCAGGUCGAGCAGGCGGUGCUGCGCGAACAGCUCCUGGGUGAUGCUGUAGACAUCACUGAUGUGGGGCAAGGCCUCCCCCAGCACGGCCACGGCGUCCUCGGCCGAGCCCACGUUCAUGGUCCGCAGGAAGGCAUCGCGGGACGGCAGCGCACAGAAGGCCAUGGUGGCUGCCUUGCGGAUGACCCAGGGGUGGAAGGCGGCUAAGGAGGCGUUAUAGGAGUCCGUGCAGAUCGCGGACGUCCGUGAGUGCUCCCCGCCUGUCCGCAGCCCCUCCAGGAAGAGCUGCAGCCAGCGCAGGGCUCGGUGCAGCCGCAGCACCGUGCGGCACCCGGAGUCGGGCCGGCCCGAGCGCCGGUGCAGCUCCACCAGCCCGCUGUCCAGCUCGUACCGCACCAUGGACUGCAGCGACACGUACCGCUCCCGGUGCUCGCCGCAGCACAGCCCCUCCAUCAGCUGCACUUUGGCCUCCGCAUCCUUGGAGAUGAAGGAGAAGACGGCGCCCAGGCUGUGCAGGAACCUGCAGCGGACACAGCGCACCCGGUUACGGCAGCGGCGGCACUGGGGCCGUGGCAGCCGCCGCACCGGCACUCACCGGAUGAGCCCCCGCCAGCCGCACAGGAAGCAGCCGGGAGCCUGCGGGCUGGGGCCGAGGAGCGGCUGAGACGGCGGCGGAGGCGCCUUUUGGCGGCCCGCACUGAGGUGAUCCUGAGGUGAUCCUGAGGUGAUUGUCCCACGCAGGCCGGAAUGCGAAGCAUCUGAAAAUGCCUGAGAUAAAAGUGACUCCUUUGGGAGCCGGGCAGGAUGUGGGCCGCAGCUGUAUCCUCGUGUCUAUUGCCGGGAAGAACGUAAUGCUGGACUGCGGGAUGCACAUGGGCUACAACGAUGAUAGGCGCUUUCCUGACUUCUCCUACAUCACCCAGAAUGGGAGGCUGACGGACUUCCUGGACUGUGUGAUCAUCAGCCACUUCCACCUGGACCAUUGUGGAGCUUUACCCUAUUUCAGUGAGAUGGUGGGUUAUGAUGGGCCCAUUUACAUGACACAUCCUACCAAGGCCAUCUGCCCCAUCCUGCUGGAGGACUACAGGAAAAUUACUGUAGACAAGAAAGGGGAAACCAACUUCUUCACUUCCCAAAUGAUUAAAGACUGCAUGAAAAAAGUGGUUGCUGUGCAUCUGCACCAGACAGUGCAGGUGGAUGAGGAGCUGGAGAUCAAGGCCUACUAUGCAGGCCACGUGCUGGGAGCAGCCAUGUUCCAGAUCAAGGUUGGGUGCGAGUCAGUCGUGUACACUGGUGAUUAUAACAUGACACCAGACAGACAUUUAGGUGCUGCCUGGAUCGAUAAGUGUCGCCCGGAUUUACUCAUCACUGAAUCCACCUAUGCCACAACCAUCCGAGACUCCAAACGCUGCAGGGAAAGAGACUUCCUGAAGAAAGUUCAUGAGACUGUGGAAAGAGGAGGAAAGGUUCUCAUCCCUGUUUUUGCCCUUGGACGUGCUCAGGAACUCUGCAUUUUGUUGGAAACCUUCUGGGAAAGAAUGAACUUGAAGGCUCCAAUUUACUUCUCCACAGGCCUGACGGAGAAGGCCAAUCACUACUACAAGCUCUUCAUCACCUGGACCAACCAGAAGAUUCGGAAAACCUUUGUGCAGAGAAACAUGUUUGAAUUCAAACACAUCAAAGCCUUUGAUCGGGCCUUUGCAGACAACCCAGGGCCCAUGGUGGUGUUUGCAACCCCUGGCAUGCUUCAUGCAGGACAGUCCCUUCAGAUCUUCAGGAAGUGGGCUGGGAAUGAAAAGAAUAUGGUGAUCAUGCCUGGCUACUGCGUGCAGGGAACUGUAGGCCACAAGAUCCUGAGUGGGCAGCGCAAGCUGGAGAUGGAAGGAAGACAAAUACUGGAAGUGAAGAUGCAGGUGGAAUACAUGUCCUUCAGUGCACAUGCAGAUGCCAAGGGGAUCAUGCAGCUGAUUCGCCAGGCUGAGCCUCGGAAUGUUCUCCUGGUCCACGGGGAAGCAAAGAAAAUGGAGUUCCUGAAGCAGAAAAUAGAACAGGAAUUUCAUGUCAGCUGCUACAUGCCUGCCAAUGGAGAGACCACAACAAUAUUCACCAAUCCCAGCAUUCCCGUGGACAUAUCCCUGGGACUCCUGAAGAGAGAAACAGCCAUAGGUCUCUUACCAGAUGUCAAGAAGCCAAAGCUCAUGCAUGGCACGUUAAUGAUGAAGGAUAACAGCUUCCGCCUGGUUUCCCCCGAGCAGGCUCUGAAGGAGCUGGGCCUGGCGGAACAUCAGCUGCGCUUCACCUGCCGCGUCCACAUCCAGGACCCGCGGAAGGAGCACGAGACUGUGCUGCGUGUGUACAACCACCUCAAAGGGGUCCUGAAAGAUUACUCAGUGCAGCAUCUCCCUGAUGGGUCUAUAACAGUGGAGUCCAUUCUUAUCCAAGCCACAGCACACUCAGAGGAUCAAGGAACCAAAGUUCUGCUCGUGUCCUGGACCUACCAGGAUGAAGAGCUGGGCAGUUACCUCACCUCCCUUCUGAAGAAAGGACUCCCCCAGAGCACAGCGUGAGCUCCCCCGAGGACACCACUCUCAGAGGUGCUUCAGAGACAGUCAGGUUUAUUUUGGUUACACU